Messenger RNA from Cladocopium goreaui, 1602 nucleotides. The record is from the annotation of a GenBank genome assembly. NCBI's taxonomy places the organism in Eukaryota, Dinophyceae, Suessiales, Symbiodiniaceae.
AUGUCACUUGGCACCAGUUGUGCCACCCUUCAAGAUGGGGUGCAAUUCAUGGACUGUGCUGCUGAAGAGGCCGAGAGUCCAGACGUCGUGAUUGCAGAAGCAGAGACACUGCCAGCGCAGUCCUUGGAUGAAUGGGUGGCCUCGGAUGCCGAGCUCCAAGGCAUGAAAGCCGAGGCUGCUACAUGCCAGCAAGAACUUACUCCAGUGGCGCCAGUGGCCACGCCGGUUCGAAAUACUUCAGCCCCUGCUAGCGUGGAAGCAACUCCUGGUGAUGGGAAUUCCAAUGAUGAUGGUUCAAAAGAUCCUGCUACUUUGAUGCCUGCUCCAACAGAGCCUGAGAAACCAAGUGUACUUCCCGGGGAAAAGGAACCUGCUGUCCCAGUUCAAGAGCUGGGUGUGUCACAGCGGAAGGCUCGACUUAGGGCUGCCGCCCGUGCACAGUUGAUGCGGUGGUUGAAACCGAAAACAAAACGAUCCCACAGAGAGGCCCCAGAAGUUGUCAAGACCCAAUGGAACACGGGUAACAAGAACGACAUAGCGGACAUGCUUGCCAAGUGCAACUUUGAUAAGGACAAAUUUGUCAAUGAACUGACAGUGGUGGUGUCUCGCAAACAGAAGGUAAAGAUGUUGAUCAACGAAGGCUGGCACACAGAAGAAGAAAUGCGAACCGAGCUUCACUGGAAUAAGGCCCGUAUAGAUGGUGCCAAGUCUCGCUGCCAGUCCUUGGGACCCUCGCACUACAGGCACAAUCAGUAUGACGGAAUUGAAGAAUUUUGGAUCAUCGUCAAGGAGUCAGGAGAGCGCUCUGAAACUCAUUCGUUCGAGGAACGCCAUCAAAAGACGUCCCAGGCAGAUUCAGACCCAACCUUUGAGCUUGGUGGAACUAAGUUCUCAGGGGUCAAAGCUUUGGUCGACCGCAAGAAUGAUGCCGACAAACUCGGUAGCCAAGCCACUGCCGAGUCCAAGUAUGGACAGACCAGAGAUCGGUUCAAGAAGUUCAAGGACAGCUUGAUGCAGAAAAGCGGGAAACUUCGUCAACUUGUGAAAGAGUUGAACACCAAAUAUGAUGAUGAACAGGCCCGUAAGUCAGUUGAGAUGAUCACGAAGGAGAUUGGUCACAUGGACCAGGAGUUCGACAAAUGCCAGGAGGUGUGGUCGAAAGGAGAAGCCAACGGCUUCUUCACUGAGGAGUUUUACAAAAAUGCAGAAGAAGCAAUGAAGACAGCGACCUUGGCGUGUUCCAGGGCAGCCGCAGCAGAAUUGAAGACCAGGAGUCACAAGAAGUACUUCGAGAAGAUGGGGCAGCCUGAGCCCAAUCGUAGGACGGGCGGGGAUUCAAAGGAACCCAAAGAUGCAAAGAACAAAAAGGACAAGAAGGAGAAAAAGGAGAAGGAGAAGGAACCCAAAGGUUCAAAACGAACCGCCGAGGCAUGUGAAGCUGAUACAAACGGACACAAACGUCCUCGCAAGAGCAAGAAAACUCAGUAGGUGCCAAAAUGGCAACAGUUCCCAGAGGCUCCAAGCCGUUUCACGAGAAGUCAGCUUACUUUAAGCUACAAGGCCACGUGUUGCCCUGAUACUUUUUAAAUCGUGAAACUCUAC